Messenger RNA from Sphaeramia orbicularis (orbiculate cardinalfish), 2593 nucleotides. RefSeq names its product acyl-CoA synthetase bubblegum family member 1 (gene acsbg1). NCBI's taxonomy places the organism in Eukaryota, Metazoa, Chordata, Actinopteri, Kurtiformes, Apogonidae. Gene Ontology annotation, cellular component: endoplasmic reticulum; membrane. The record is from RefSeq and is a predicted model, not a curated record. The transcript has 14 exons. Bases 65 to 2092 code for a protein of 675 amino acids. Gene Ontology annotation, molecular function: long-chain fatty acid-CoA ligase activity.
GUUGGUUGGAACCGCGUGCGGAGUCUAGAAAAGUCCUGGUGUGGUGUCAUCGGUUCAGCAGUCUAUGGCGUAUGAGCAGACAGAUAUUAAAGAACAUGCUCCUGUAGGAAAGGAACACAUAGAGGAGCUACCGGCCAGCACAUCUCAUGCUCCAACUGAUUCUCUUUGGACCGCUGAUGCUGGAAGCUCAGUAAGACUGAGAAUUGAAGAAAACUGCCCAGAGGAACCCCUCACAGUUCAUCAAAUGUUCAAAGCCUCAGUUGAAAAAUACGGAAACAUGUUUGCACUCGCCAGUAAGAAAAACAACAAAUGGGAAAAGAUCACAUUUUUAGAGUAUUAUCAGUUUUGCAGGAGAGCUGCCAAGAGCUUCAUCAAGCUUGGUUUAGAGCGAUUCCAUGGAGUGGCAAUACUAGGAUUCAAUUCAGCUGAAUGGUUCUUCUCUGCAGUCGGUGCCAUCAUGGCAGGAGGAAUAAUGACAGGAAUUUAUGCCACAAACUCCCCAGAUGCCUGCCAGUUUGUGGCCAGUGACUCUAAAGCCAACAUUAUUGUGGUGGAAAACCAAAAACAGUUGGAUAAGAUAUUACAAGUACAAGAAAGAUUGCCCCAUUUAAAAGCCAUCGUGCAGUACAGUGGAUUCCUCCAGCAGAGGAUACCAGAUCUUUACUCUUGGGAGGAUUUUAUGGACCUGGGUCUAGAUGUUUCUGACAAGGAAUUGGAUAACAUUAUUGAAAGCCAGAGAGCCAAUCAGUGCUGCGUUCUGAUUUACACAUCUGGAACUACAGGAAAACCAAAAGGAGUUAUGCUCAGUCAUGACAAUAUCACGUGGACUGCCAGUCAUGCCAGCAAGGCUGCGGACGUACAGCCGGCCGACACUAAACAAGAAUCAUUAGUGAGCUACCUGCCUCUCAGUCACAUUGCUGCUCAGAUUUAUGAUCUCUGGACAAGUAUCCAGUGGGGAGGGCUGGUGUACUUUGCACAACCAGAUGCAUUAAAGGGAAGCCUAAUAAAUACACUGCGUGAAGUAUGUCCUACAUCCCACAUGGGUGUGCCACGGGUAUGGGAGAAAAUGAUGGAAAAGAUAAAACAGGAAAUUAGUGAGUGUGGAUACAUGAAAAAGAAACUGGUAACGUGGGCCAUGGCUGUCAGCCUGGAGGCCAAUCAAAAGUGUAUGCAAAAGGAUGAUGAGAAGCCGUUCCUCUUUUCCCUGGCUAACAGCCUUGUACUGCAAAAGCUUCGGGCUGAGCUAGGCUUCUCAUGCUGUCAGAAGUUCUUCUCUGGUGCGGCACCAAUCGGUACUGAAACCGUGCAGUUUUUUCUUGGCCUGAACAUCCGUUUGUAUGAGGCUUAUGGCAUGAGUGAAAGCACAGGACCUCACUUUAUGUCAGGCCCCCACACUUACAAACUACCAAGCUGUGGUAAGGUGGUGCCAGGCUGUCAAUACAAAAUAAUCAACAUAGACUCUGAGGGGACAGGGGAAAUCUGCUUUUGGGGACGCAACAUUUUCAUGGGAUUUCUCAAUAUGGAAAAUGAAACAAAAGAGGCUUUGGAUGAAGAUGGGUGGCUGCGUUCAGGAGAUUUGGGGAAGAUAGAUGACGAUGGUUUCUUGUACAUCACAGGGAGAAUAAAAGAGCUCAUCAUCACAGCUGGAGGGGAAAAUGUACCCCCUGUUCCCAUAGAGGAUGCAGUGAAGAAGGAGCUGCCCAUCGUCAGCAAUGCCAUGCUGAUAGGAGACAGAAGGAAAUUCUUAUCAAUGCUUUUAACUCUGAAGUGUUGCAGUGAUAUGGAAACCAUGGAGCCAACAGAGGAUCUGAGUCUGGAGGCUGUGGAGUUUUGCCGCCAGCUAGGCAGCCAAACAACCAAGGUGUCUGACAUUGUUGAAGGAAAAGACAAGGAAGUUUACCAGGCAAUUCAAGAGGGGAUCGACAGAGUCAACUCUACAGCUACAUCUAACGCUCAACGUAUACAGAAGUGGAUAAUCCUAAAAAAGGACUUUUCUGUCUCUGGAGGAGAGCUAGGUCCCACGAUGAAGCUUCGCCGCCCUGUUGUCUUGGAGAAGUACCACAACUUCAUUGAGGGCCUCUAUCAAGAGUAGAGUCAUAUUUCUAGUGAGCUGUUCUUCCAUUUAAUUUUGUGUGUUUACAUGUGCACAAACUGCAAAAAUAAUUCAGAAACCAUAUUUAAUUUUUCAAAUAUUUAAACAAAAAAAAACAGCUUUUCUGGUAGUGAAGAACUUAGCACUAAAUGAACCAUUUGUUGCCUUUUCUUAUAUUAGUAAAAGAAAAAUCUGAUAUUGUAUUUCGUGUAAAAAAUAUAGUGGUCUGAAUCCAUUUAGCUAAAAAUUGUGCUCCACUCUUGUCUUUCAUUAGAAACAUAAUUAGCAAAUGACUUAAAUACCAACCAUCACAGCAAAGCAGAAUAAUGUCCAUGACAAUAAUUUAUUAGCAGUGAAUAAAAAGUAAAACAUUUCUGAUGGCAUUAUAACAUUUAUUCAUUUCCCUUUAUAUGUUUGUAGCAAGAAAAACACAAUGACAGUAGAACAUUUAGUGCAAAACAUGUGUGAGCUUGAUGCAAUGGAAGCUUGGUUAUGUGAAAA